AUGGAGCGAUCAUUGCAUCAGGAAGCAACGGAGCGUUUUUACAAGUACCAGGUCAGGUAUUUUAAGUUCUUGGCCAUUUGGCGAUUACCUGAUUUGGUUACGCCCCAGGAGCGUCGCCUUUACAGGAUACGGUUUUGGGUCAUGUUAGCGGGACUCUGUCUGCUGUUAACGUUUUUUUCAAUACGCUUUCUGGGCAAUAUUGGGGCACUGCAUGAGAUUAUAAAGAUAUUCUUUAUAUUCGCGACCGAGCUGAGCUGUCUGGCGAAGUUCCUUACCGUCAGGGUAAAUAAUGACAAACAUGCGCGUCUUGUGAGAAUGAUGCACGAGGAAGCUUUUCAACCUGCGUCCAAGGCGGAAAUGGAAUCUUUUUACUUGGUGGAGCGAACAGUACGUACAAUUAGUGUUGGCUAUGGAGCACUUUCUCUGGUGGCUGUACACUUUGUGCUCUUGACCCAAAUGGUCGUGGACCGCGCGGAGUUGCCGUUGUCCAUGUAUGAGCCUUGUGACGUAAGCAUCCCUCAGUGCUAUUUGGCCAUGUAUUUAUUUCAGUACGUGGCCGUUACGCUGAGCUGUUACAUCAACAUAUCCUACGAUUCGAUAUCCGUCGCCCUAUUGUUGUAUGUUCAGGCACAAUUGAAGAUGCUGGCUACGCGUUUGGAGAAACUGGGAUGGGGUGUCCCGAUGAGCAAUCGAGUCAUUGCUCAACAGUUGCGAUCCUGCGCUAUUUAUUUCGAGCGCAUAUUAGAGCUGAAGGAAUUGGUGGAAGGGUUCGUUAAACCUGCCGGUUCAGUGCAGAUUUUUUGCUCAGUCUUGGUAUUGAUUUGCAAUUUCUACGACAUGUCAACCAAAUCGGAUGGCACGGCCAAUAUGAUCAAGACCUGCAUAUAUCAAAUGGUGAUGCUGCAGCAAAUAUUCAUGAUUUGUUAUGCAGCCAACGAAGUAACUUUGGAGAGCGCUCGAUUAAAACACGCCAUUUAUAAGUCCAACUGGCAGUCGUGGAACCAAUCUAAUCGUAAACUCUGCCUCCUGAUGAUGAUGCGUUUCGAUUCACCUUUGCAUGUGCGCACCAUAAAUCCUACAUAUAGCUUUAGUUUGGCUGCUUUUACGUCUAUUGUAAACUCCUCAUAUAGUUACUUUGCUCUUCUAAAAAAGGUCAACAGCUAG
This is a messenger RNA of Scaptodrosophila lebanonensis, 1164 nucleotides long. RefSeq names its product odorant receptor 46a-like. The transcript has 2 exons. Gene Ontology annotation, biological process: sensory perception of smell; detection of chemical stimulus involved in sensory perception of smell. Gene Ontology annotation, cellular component: plasma membrane. Gene Ontology annotation, molecular function: odorant binding; olfactory receptor activity. The record is from RefSeq and is a predicted model, not a curated record. Bases 1 to 1164 code for a protein of 387 amino acids. Lineage: Eukaryota; Metazoa; Arthropoda; Insecta; Diptera; Drosophilidae.